AUGGACACUGACAUGGACUACGAAAGGCCCAACGUUGAAACCAUCAAGUGUGUGGUCGUGGGGGACAACGCCGUGGGGAAGACACGCUUGAUCUGUGCCAGAGCAUGUAAUACAACGCUAACGCAGUAUCAGCUGCUGGCCACCCAUGUACCAACCGUGUGGGCAAUUGACCAGUACCGGGUCUGCCAGGAGGUUUUAGAACGUUCCCGGGAUGUUGUUGAUGAAGUGAGUGUUUCUCUCAGGCUUUGGGAUACUUUUGGCGAUCAUCACAAAGACCGGCGCUUUGCAUAUGGCAGGUCUGAUGUUGUGGUCCUCUGCUUUUCUAUUGCUAAUCCCAACUCCCUAAAUCAUGUGAAAACCAUGUGGUAUCAAGAAAUCAAGCACUUUUGCCCCCGCACACCUGUUGUCCUAGUUGGCUGCCAGCUAGAUCUUCGAUAUGCUGAUCUUGAAGCUGUUAAUCGAGCCCGACGCCCUUUAGCAAGGCCCAUAAAGAGAGGAGAUAUCCUGCCCCCUGAGAAAGGCCGAGAGGUUGCAAAGGAAUUGGGCAUCCCAUACUACGAGACGAGCGUCUUUGAUCAAUUUGGAAUCAAGGACGUGUUUGACAACGCAAUCCGGGCCGCGCUGAUUUCCCGCCGGCACUUGCAGUUCUGGAAAUCCCACCUCAAGAAAGUUCAGAAACCUUUACUUCAGGCACCGUUCCUACCUCCAAAAGCCCCCCCACCGGUCAUCAAGGUCCCAGAGUGUCCCUCCACGGGGACGAGCGAAGCUGCCUGUUUACUGGACAAUCCUCUGUGUGCCGACGUCCUGUUCGUCCUCCAGGACCAGGAGCACAUCUUUGCACACCGAAUUUACCUCGCUACCUCCUCUUCCAAAUUUUAUGAUCUUUUUCUAAUGGAAUGUGAAGAAACUCCAAACGGGAGUGAAGUUACUUGUGAGAAGGAGAAGCAGAGCCGGGAUGUCCAGGAGCAGGCAUGGAGUGUUGUUGACCCAGAUGAGGAGCUGCAGGAGGGUACCCCAAGGACGCCUCAGGCUGACCAGUGUGAGUCCCUCAGCCAGAACCUAUCCCAGCAGGAGAUUCUCAAGCUGGAAGCCGAGGGCUCGAUCCCGGAGACACAGGCACUGGCAGGCUGGAGUAAGGGGUUUAUUGGCAUGCACAAGGAAAUGCAAGUCAAUCCCAUUUCAAAGCGGUUGGGCCCCGUGACCGUGGUCAGGAUGGACUCAUCGGUCCAGUCGGGCCCUUUUCGGACCCUGCUCCAGUUUCUUUACACGGGGCAACUGGAUGAAAAGGAGAAGGACUUGGUGGGCCUGGCUCAGAUGGCAGAGAUCCUGGAGAUGUUUGACUUGAGGAUGAUGGUGGAGAACAUCAUGAACAAUGAAGCCUUCAUGAACCAGGAGAUUACAAAAGCGUUUCACGUCAGGAAGGCCAAUCGCAUAAAAGAGUGUCUUAGCAAGGGGACGUUCUCAGAUGUGACAUUUAAGUUGGAUGAUGGAGCCAUCAGUGCCCACAAACCGCUGCUGAUCUGUAGCUGCCAAUGGAUGGCUGCCAUGUUCGGGGGGUCAUUCGUGGAAAGCGCCAACAGUGAGGUGUAUCUCCCGAACAUAAACAAGAUGUCAAUGCAGGCAGUACUGGAUUAUCUCUAUACUAAGCAGUUGUCACCCAACUUGGACCUGGACCCACUGGAAUUAAUUGCCUUGGCGAACAGAUUCUGCCUGCCACACUUGGUUGCACUUGCAGAGCAGCACGCAGUUCAGGAGCUGACCAAGGCUGCUAUGAGUGGUGAGGGCAUUGAUGGAGAAGUGCUCUCUUAUUUGGAGUUGGCCCAGUUCCACAAUGCCCACCAGCUGGCUGCCUGGUGCCUGCACCACAUCUGCACCAACUACAACAGUGUUUGUUCCAAGUUUCGCAAGGAGAUCAAAUCGAAAUCCGCAGACAACCAAGAAUACUUUGAGCGCCACCGGUGGCCCCCCGUGUGGUACCUGAAGGAAGAAGACCACUACCAGCGGGUGAAAAGAGAAAGAGAGAAGGAAGAUAUUGCACUAAAUAAACAUCACUCAAGACGAAAGUGGUGCUUCUGGAAUUCAUCUCCAGCAGUUGCCUGA
Messenger RNA from Pipistrellus nathusii (Nathusius's pipistrelle), 2100 nucleotides. Lineage: Eukaryota; Metazoa; Chordata; Mammalia; Chiroptera; Vespertilionidae. The record is from the annotation of a GenBank genome assembly.